GGACGACGAAUAGCAAAGCCCUAUUUUAUUUCAAGUUGCUAAUUUGGAUACAAAAAGCUUCCCACCAUCUUUACUUUUAUAUUCUUAUUUUUCAGUAUUGUAUGUGGUGGUUUUUUGUGCAUGUUUGAUCUAACACAAAGGAUCAUGUUGUGCAUCAUGCACCCAAUAAAUACAUAUAAUUUAACGUAAAAGAUAUACAAUUCAGAAUAAAAGAACAUAUCUUAUCUUUACUCAUAAAAUAACAUACAAUUCAUAAUUAGUGAAAAAAACAUAGUUUUUUUUAUCCACAUGAGCCACAGGCUGUACAAAGUACAAAGAAGGGGAGGAGGGAUUUGAACCCGUGACCUAUCGUUCACAACACCUCAAUUUUAAGCACUAGGCGAAGACAUUCUUGGUUAGUGAAAAUAAACAUAGUGACGUGAUAUGACGUAGUUGUAUGAUAGUCAUUCUCAGUAGGAUCCUUGUUUUAAUAGAGUUGAUGUGAUUUAAUAUCCUUGCAAAAGUGAAGUAUUUAUAACAAAGUACUAAAUUCUAAUGAGUUGUGAAAGUUUAUCUUGAAGAUAAAAUUGGUAAAGCUCCCCUUUUGGCAAAUGGCUAAACUAUGUUAUUAUUAUUCUGCCUUAUGCAUUCUCCCAUGAGAUUGAGUAGGAUAGGUUAGCUAGAUUCUUGAGAAUAACCAGGCUCAAAAGUUUCUUUUUAGAUCUUUUAGCUAGACUUCUACAGGAGGCCAAGUUUCAAGGAGAAGAAACAUUCAAUUUUGAGACAUGAUCUUUGAAGCCAAAAAAAGAUACUUAAAAAAUCCUUAGCCCCUCAAAAGGGAUAUCCCAAAUGUUGAUAUGACCCAAAAUAUCAACUCCAUGUAUAUAUAUGCAGCACAUCAUUCCAUAAUCUGUAUGAAAUUUGAUCAGCAUCAGAUUCCAAAAUGAAACCCCAAAAAGUAAAACAGAAUUUUUUUACUAAGCUCUUAAAAAUCUCCUCUUCCAACCCCAAAAACAAAGCAAAAAUUACUGGGGCAGUUUCUCCAGCCAUUUGGUCCAGCCCUCCUGAAAUGUCAAUGUCAACAAAGUACUGUUGCAUGCUAAUGAGGGUGUCCAUUGACUGCAAAGGGUGUUACAAAAAAUUAAGAAGAACUCUUAUCAAUAUGAAAGAGGUGGAAACACAUGUGAUAGAAAGGCAAUACAACAGGGUAAGCGUGUGCGGGAGAUUCAGGCCAUCUGAUGUAGCCAUUAAGAUCAGGAGAAGAAUGAAUCGACGGGUCGAGAUUUUGGAAAUUCAAGAGUUCGAUGAUGGAGGAGGUCCUCCUGAACAACAACAACAACAACAACAACAACAACCACCCGUUGAUAAUCAGCCACCUAUUGCAAAUGGUCACGCUCAUAUUGCAUGAUGUACAAUUGUAUUUUCAUUUUUCUUAUGAAGCCCUUUUGGCUUUUUCCCAUUAUGUAUGAUAUUUGUUACUUGUGACAUACUACGAUUGAGAAAAUCUCGUGGACAAUUAGGAAUGAAUAGUUGAAUACCCCUACAAAAACAAGUGAUUUAUGA
This is a messenger RNA of Beta vulgaris subsp. vulgaris (sugar beet), 1542 nucleotides long. RefSeq lists its product as uncharacterized. Bases 923 to 1387 code for a protein of 154 amino acids. NCBI's taxonomy places the organism in Eukaryota, Viridiplantae, Streptophyta, Magnoliopsida, Caryophyllales, Amaranthaceae. The record is from RefSeq and is a predicted model, not a curated record. Gene Ontology annotation, molecular function: metal ion binding. The transcript has 3 exons.